GUGAAACGUCACAAUCCACGUUUAAAAUAGAGAAUUGUAUCACUUAAAUUGCAAUAAAUUCAUGUCUCCUAAAUAGUUUAUUGCAAAUUAAAAGUCGACAUUCAAAUGCUAUUAAAUCCUGCUGCGCAUGCGCAAAAUGUAUUCUCAUCCAGCCUGUUAGUUCUGGCAGCAGGAACCAAUGACUGAGCAACUUUUUUCAUGAAAUAAAAUUAAUUGACUUCGCCCUACUAUCAAAAGAAAAAAUAUGAUAUUUGACUACCUUUUAAAAAGUUAGACAGUGAUAUAGGCGACCUACAAAACAUAGCACAACAUACCACACAGUGCUAAAUACUGUUUUGACUGUUUGAGUACAACAGUGGAGUCACACAUAUCUGAUGUCUAACUCCACACUUUUCUAUAGAUGCAUAAAUAUUCAACAGAGGGGGCAGAAAAUGUGGCCUGCUCAUGCACAUUCAUCCUCCACUGAGCUGUAUAUUGGGCUCUUUUUUCCACCAUAGAUAUUUUGACAAGUUUAAGGUGUAAAAUGCGUCACUGAUAACAUUAACAAUGGCUUUGUUCAGUUAAUAUGUCAGUACAUUGUGGCAGUAGUGGCACUAAGUCAGCACACACUCUGAAACUGAGGAAACUACAUUCAUAGGCCACUUUAUUAGGUACACAGGACACUUGAAAUAGGCAGGAGAGGCACCUAGUGUGGUCCAUCCAAAUUGUAAUUUGACUUACUGUGUUACUGUGCCAUUGCUAUUGUUAUGAACCAGUCAUUUGACCUAUGGCAUCAACAAGACAUUUUUGCCCAGACAGCUGUCUCUUACUGUCUCUUUUUUGGACCAUUUUAUGAAUGUCUUCUUGCAUAUGAGAGUUAAUUUCACACGUGUAACAAGCUUCCUGGCUAAAUAAAAUGUGGGAUGCAAAUCUCAGCAGCUGUAUAACCAGUUCUGCCAAAAGGAAUGCACACCCUGUUUAUUUUAUUUUGUAGAACCUUCAGAAUAAAAUGGUGGUGCUCAUGUUAUAUUUGGGUGAAUUUCACGUGGACAAUGUGUAUUUCAUACAGGCCAUUGCUUUUAUUGUGGCAAUAAAAUUCAAUAAAAAUAGAGAAUACUCACCUCAGACGCUCCACAAUCAGUGCGCGAUCCCAUCAGGUGCGUGCCUCAGACAAGCACGUUCUCUUUCCGCCACAUCGUCGCCACGUGAUCCCGACCCCGCCUAUUCGAUGACGUUGCACUGCUGGCUGACGCGCAUUCACGGAUGUGGCUUUGGCGGACUGACUUUUAAAGCUUUUUCUCGCUCCUGACACUUAAAACGGGCACAAAUGGAGCAACUAGCUCCUAUGCGGCUCUACACCCUGUCCAAAAGACAUUUUGUCCUGGUCUUCGUGGUGUUCCUGGUCUGCUUCGGCCUCACAUUGUUCGUUGGGGUCGCAGGUCCUCGGGUCAUUGCUGAGCAAGAGCACAGUGGUGAUCAGUUAUUGGUAAAAAAUGCCUCAGUUAAGACGGGGCCCUUCAUCCUAGUUUCUCCUCCUCUCACCACAUACAACCAGCAGCUAUGGCUCACCUGUGUGAUGCAGGCCGAAAACAGCAAUAUGGGAGACUUUCGGCAGCCUUUUGAAAUCAACGUGGAACUGAAGGGAGUGAUGCAGGACGCCAGCGUGAUGCACAUUAACAACGUGCACCAGAAAUCCCGAACGCUGCACUGCAUGAAUAAAUGUGAGGAGAUUAUUGUGCUUCAUCUGGGAUAUUUGAACUACACCCAGUAUCAGGUUGUGGUCAGUUUCAAGGACCUUGAAAACAUCACGUUUGAACUCAAGGUUAAGUUUGUGUGGAAAACGUAUAAUCCCACCUUCUCACAAGUAGAAAUCUGGUUCCGGUUCGUUUUUGUGGUGCUGACCUUCAUGGUGACGUGUCUGUUUGCUCAUUCUCUGAGGAAGUUUUCGAUGAGGGACUGGGGCAUCGAGCAAAAAUGGAUGUCUAUCCUGCUCCCAUUGCUUUUACUCUACAACGAUCCAUUCUUCCCACUGUCAUUCCUGGUCAACAGCUGGUUCCCUGGGACGUUGGAUGAUUUCUUUCAGGCUCUGUUCCUGUGUGCUCUCUUACUCUUCUGGCUCUGCGUCUACCAUGGCAUCAGAGUUCAGGGUGAGAGAAAGUUCCUGACGUUCUACCUGCCUAAGUUGAUCAUUGUCGGUCUUCUGUGGCUCUCAGCGGUUACACUGGGUAUUUGGCAAACGGUCAAUGAACUCAAGGAUCCUACAUAUCAGUACAAAGUGGAUAUCGUGAACUUUCAGGGCAUGAAGAUCUUUUUCCUGAUUGUGGUUGCCCUCUACAUCCUCUACCUGAUUUUCCUCAUUGUCAGAGCUUGUUCUGAACUCAAAAACAUGCCGUACUCGGAUCUCCGGCUCAAGUUUUUGACGGUGCUGACGUUUGUGGUGCUCAUCAUAAGCAUGGUUAUUCUCUACCUGAGGUUUGGUGCCAAGGCUCUCCAGAACAACUUUGUGGCUGAACUCUCUACUCAUUAUCAAAACUCAGCUGAAUUUUUAUCCUUCUAUGGUCUUCUCAACUUUUACUUGUACACAUUAGCAUUUGUGUAUUCCCCCUCCAAAAAUGCCCUUUAUGACUCCCAGUUGAAGGAUAAUCCUGCGUUCUCCAUGCUAAAUGACUCGGAUGAUGAAGUAAUAUAUGGGAGCGAUUAUGAAGACAUGCCUUUACAAAAUGGACGCGCAAUCAAAGCAACUGCCAAGUACCAGGACGAGAGUGACAGUGACUGAAUCUCGCACUCGUCUUUUUUCCAGUAUUCCUGUUGAAAAACCACAAGAUUUCAUGAAAACAAUCAAUCCCAUGUACAGUAUGUGUACAUAAGCAAGUAUUUGGAUGGAAUGAUAUAUUGUUAAGUGUACAUAAAUCUAUUUUUUAAAAAAAAGGUUCCAUGUCUAUUGAAUGUACUGUAAUUUCACUGAAAGUUGAAGAUCCUCCUCCUGUUUAUACUUUAUACUUCCAGUCUCACUGAAAAACAAAUGUUUACAUUAUGUAAACAUAGAUCUGUGGAGGAAAGUGAACCUGCAACCGUGUGACUUGGACGAUCACAUGGCUGCAGGCUCGGUAGAAUAAAAUCAAACAAUGUAAACAUGUAAAAUGCCAGAUAUUUCACUAAUGUGAUUAUUUUAUCUUUACAUCCGUAGUUAAAAAUAAUCAGGUAACAUGUUAAUUUCUCUUCUCUUUUUUUAAUGCUUUCUUGUCUUUCUAAUUCGAUUCUGUGUUGUUUUUGCCAUUCCACUCUGUUUUCUGACCACCUGAGUUCAUAAUAGCAGUGCUGGCUGUGACAAUGUGUUUUAAAUAUAAUACAGAAAGAGCCUUAACUGUACACAGUGCCACUGAUUUUCCACCACUCCUUACCAGAGCUUUUCGUUGAAAGCAGCUUUGUUAUUGCACUCCUUUCACUUUUAUGUUAAUUGUAUUUAUUUUGCUGCAAGGUGGUGACAUUUGAUACUGUAUUAUCUGAUUACUUGGACACAUUUUGAUUAACUGCAUGGAUUUCUAAUGAUGUUGUGUUAAUGUACUACUGAUCUAGAAAGUGAACAUUUCUUAUCCCUGCACAUGUGGUAUUUAUACCAUUAGCCAAAUAGUUUUUGCCUUAUGUAAAUCACGACUAUUUAAGGAAAUUUUUCGGGUCCUAACUUUGCCAUUUUCUGCCAUGAAUACAAUUGGCAAAAAACAAUUGUUUUCCUAGUUUGUAAAAUCUCAAUGUGGAUUCAAAUCAAGAUGGUGCCUUGUCUUUACAUAAAUGGGCUGCAGUCUUAAAUCAUGUAAAUACCUGAUUUGUCAGAGUGAAUGUAACAUGUUGAUUUGAGGUGGUCAAAUGAGGUAAUUGAGAGUUAUGAUAUGUUAGACAUUUUUUUUGAGAUUUUUCUUAUUUUAUGAGAAAAUGUGUACAUGUACCACACUUUCAUUUCACAUACAAUAAAGUCAGUAUAUACCCCA
Solea senegalensis (Senegalese sole) is the source of this 3965-nucleotide messenger RNA. RefSeq names its product transmembrane protein 181 (gene tmem181). The coding region runs from base 1307 to 2755 and encodes 482 amino acids. Gene Ontology annotation, molecular function: toxic substance binding. Lineage: Eukaryota; Metazoa; Chordata; Actinopteri; Pleuronectiformes; Soleidae. The record is from RefSeq and is a predicted model, not a curated record. The transcript is spliced from 17 exons.